GACCAUUUCAAGAUGGCCGCGCCCUCAGUUUGAGUUUGGAGACGUGACGUAGUUCAUUUUGUUACAACACAGUGUCAGGCAGAGUAACAGCUUGUCAAAGCCUGCAAACUCUUAUUCAAGCUCUUCUUUGACGCUGGCAAUAAUGGAUAAAGACGGCCUGAUUCUCCCCAAAGACUUUCCAGAGCUGAAGAACGACACAUUCCUCAGAGCCGCUCAGGGAGAAGAGAUCGAGCACAUUCCAGUGUGGUGUAUGAGACAGGCUGGCCGCUAUCUGCCAGAGUUCAGGGAAUCGAGGGCAGGGAAGGAUUUCUUUGAGACGUGCCGCUCCCCUGAAGCUUGCUGUGAGCUUACGCUACAGCCACUUAGAAGAUUCCCAUUUGAUGCUGCCAUAAUCUUCUCUGACAUAUUAGUGGUCCCUCAGGCCAUGGGAAUGGAGGUUCAGAUGAGUCCAGGAAAGGGCCCCACUUUCCCAGAACCUCUGAAGGAGCCUGAAGAUCUGCAGAGACUGAAGACUAAAGUGGACGUGUCGUCUGAACUCGACUACGUUUUUAAAGCCAUCACACUGACACGACACAGAAUAGAGGGAAAAGUGCCUCUCAUCGGCUUCACUGGAGCUCCAUGGACUCUAAUGUCCUACAUGAUUGAAGGAGGAGGCUCCCCCACACACUCAAAAGCUAAACGCUGGCUCUACAGGUACCCAGAGGCCAGCCACAAACUCCUGAGCCAGCUAACGGACGUCAUAGUGGAGUAUCUUCUCGGACAGGUGAAAGCUGGAGCUCAGGCUCUGCAGGUUUUCGAGUCUCAUACUGGUUGCUUGGGCCCAGUGGAGUUUAAAGAGUUUUCUCUGCCUUAUCUGAGAGACAUUGCUCGCCGUGUUAAAGACAAGAUCAAAGAAUCUGGUUUGGACAAUGUGCCUAUGAUUGUUUUUGCUAAAGAUGGUCAUUAUGGGCUUGAGGACCUCUCUGAGUCUGGUUAUGAAGUUGUGGGUCUUGACUGGACCAUAGAUCCGCGUUCAGCACGUGUCAGGACUGGAGGAAAAGUUAGUUUGCAAGGCAACAUGGAUCCCUGCGCACUUUAUGCCACAAAGGAGCGCAUAUCAGAGAUUGUGAAGAGGAUGUUGGAGGGCUUUGGCACAAAGGGCUACAUCGCUAAUCUGGGUCAUGGCCUGUACCCUGAUAUGGACCCAGAAAAUGUGGGAGCGUUUGUAGACGCCGUUCACACCCAUUCUCGCCAGCUCCUCAACUGCAAAUAAGAGGUCACUCUCCCAUCAGAAGACCUGAAGCACAAGAGAAACAACAACUGUUGGUGUGCACCGCUUUAUCAUUACAUAUGUUACAGGGUGAACCUCUCUCAAAAUGUGUCAAGAAAAUGUCCAGUUAUAUUUCACUCCAAAAUGAAAAGAAAUAAGAAAAUUGUUUUGGCUUAACGAGAAAGCACCAUUAAGGCUUUACAUUUCAAAUUCACUUUACCAUAAUGCAAAAAAGAUUCUCAUUCACAAUACCAUACUGUGUAAUGUAUAUAACAUUUCAUUUAAAAAAAGGAUAGCUUACCUUAAUUUAUGCUGAUUUUGGUUUAAAAAAAAAAUGCUGUUUUAAAAAUCCUGCAUUACAAUAAUACUCAUAUAAUGAUAUCGACAGAGUAAAACUUCAAGAUGCAUUACAGUGAGAAUUUAGGGGUUAAAUAUGCCUAAAUGCCAGAUAUCUUAAUUAUCUAAAAUGUAGGCUUUAUUUUCUUUAUGCAAAAUGGUAAUGUGACCCAGAUAUUUCCUGACAGGCUUUUGAGAGAUUCACCCAAAAAGCUGUUCCCGACUCAUUUCAGUGAUUAUGUAGGCCGUCUUUCUAUUUUACCUACUUUUUUUUUAUUUUUUAUAAUGGCUCCACACCAAUCCAUCUAAUCUUUAAUAUAAUUUUCAGUUGAAACAUGUCUUUCUCAGUUGGAUUGAAGUGUUUUCAUUAGAGCUGAUGCACUGUACGAUCACUGAAGAAUGUGAAGGAUAAAACCCGAUCAAAUCCUAAGCGCUGUAUGGGUUUGUUUUUAAUACAGUACCAUAGUAACAUCUGGGCUUGAGAGGGUCUUCACUGGAAUUGUGACUGACACUAGUGAACCUCUGAGAAUGUGUGUACAUAUCAAUGGAUGUUUUAUAUGAAGCGCAAUAAAGAGUGAUCCUUGUAAGACAAA
Molecule: messenger RNA, 2178 nt
Organism: Cyprinus carpio (common carp)
Lineage: Eukaryota; Metazoa; Chordata; Actinopteri; Cypriniformes; Cyprinidae
Gene: urod
Product: uroporphyrinogen decarboxylase
Biological process (GO): heme biosynthetic process
Cellular component (GO): cytosol
Molecular function (GO): uroporphyrinogen decarboxylase activity
Source: RefSeq, a predicted model, not a curated record